CAGAAAGUGUGUGGAGCUCGAGUCCGCAAGCCACGGCCCAGGCAUGCUCGGACUAGCAGAUUAAAUGGCGUCUUUCAAAACGGAUUUAUACCAGCAUCUGCUGCUUCUUGCGGUAUUUCUGUCAGUCUCAGGUGUGAGGAGUUUUAGUGAGCUGUUUUUUAUUAAGGAGCCCCAUGAUGUGACCGUAUCGAGGAGGGAUGCUGUGGUUUUGGACUGUCAGGCCCACGGCGAGGCUCCCAUCGGGAUCCGGUGGCUGAAGAACGCAGCGGCGCUCACAGAGUCAGAGCGUGUUUACCUGCUCGCCAACAGCUCUCUGUUCAUCUCAGAGGCGGAUAGUCGUAAAGACAAAUCAGAUGAAGGCUUCUACCAGUGCCUUGCACAGAACAAAUAUGGAUCUAUUCUCAGCCAGAGAGCGCGCUUGACUAUCGCAGGUUUAUCCUCCUUCACUCAGCAGCCGGCAUCAAUCACGGUGAUGGAGGGAUCUGUCGCACGAUUCAGCUGUAAGAUCACAGCCACGCCCCCACCAAUCAUCACCUGGGAGUUCAACAGAGUCACUUUACCACUGGCCACUGAAAGAAUCACAGUCCUGCCCGGUGGAGUUUUACAGAUUCAGGGAGUUGAACGGGCUGAUGCUGGGAGUUACCGCUGUGUGGCCGUUAAUAUGGCCAGCCGCCGCAGGAGCUCUGAGGCCGAGCUAACCGUGACCACAGCUCCAUCUCCCAGAGUUCCUCAAAGACCUCGUAUCAUCGCCGGGCCGCAGAAUCUGACCGUGGCGCUUCACAGCACAGCUCUGCUGGAGUGCAUGGCGACCGGAAACCCUCGUCCGCUGAUCUCAUGGAGCCGAUCCGACCAUAAAUCCAUUGACGUUCACAAAACAAAGGUUCUCGGCAAUGGAAACCUGCUCAUAUCCGACGUGAAACCCCAGCAUGCUGGGAUCUACUUUUGCCGUGCGACUACGCCGGGAACCAGAAACUACACGAUUGCAGCCGCUAAUAUAACUGUGCUAGCGGCGCCGUCUCUCGUGGAAUGGCCUGAAAGCGUGACCCGACCGAGGGCUGGUACCGCCCGCUUUGCGUGUGUGGCAGAGGGAUCUCCAAAGCCUCAGAUCACAUGGCUGAAGAACGGUGAACCUGUUCACUCCAAUGGACGUGUCAAGAUGUAUAACAGUAAACUGGUGAUUAACCAGAUCAUUCCUGAAGAUGACGGCAUAUACCAGUGUCAGGCGGAGAAUGAGCAGGGGUCAGUUCUGGCCAUGGCUCGUCUGAUCGUAGUGAUGUCAGACAACCGGCCGAGCGCACCCAGAAACAUCCGUGCGGAGACCGUGUCCUGCUCAGCCAUCCUACUGGCCUGGGAGAAACCCAUGUACAACUCGGACAAAGUCAUCGCCUACUCUGUGCACUACAUGAAGGCAGAAGGUCUAAAUAACGAAGAGUACCAGAUUGUUAUCGGUAACGAUACUACCCGCUACAUCAUUGAUGACCUGGAGGCUGGGCGGAACUACACCUUUUACAUCGUAGCGUACAUGCCUAUGGGUGCCAGCCGCAUGUCUGACCACGUCAUACAGCACACACUCGAGGACGUCCCCUUGCGUGCUCCUGAGUUGAGCCUCACCAGCCGCAGUCCGUCUGAUAUCCAGGUGUCGUGGCAGCCUCUGUCUCAUAAGCUGAGCCGCGGUCGUGUGUCUGGGUACCGCCUCUCAUACAGGACCAGCACAGAUGGGGCAGUGACACAGCUGGAGCUCUCAGGACACAAAACCCAUCACCUCCUGGAGGGUCUUCAGCCCGACACCACGUACCUGCUCCGCAUCUCUGCAGCGACCAGCGUGGGAUGGGGAGAACCAUCGGCCUGGACGUCCCACAGGACACCGAAGGCCUCCAGCACUAAAGUGCCCCUGGCACCAGUGCUUCAGCUGGAGUCUCUGAACUGCACGACUGUUGUUUUGCGUUGGCAUCUCCCAGCGGGCAGCACCACUGGUCUGCAGGGCUACAAACUUUCCUACCAUGAAGAGAGUGAACCAGCAGGACCACCGACCCAGGUUCCCCCUCACCAGCGCCAGCACACGAUUGGAGGCCUGGAUCCAAGAAAAAAGUACCAUGUCAAACUCCUGGCUUAUAGUUUGAUGGGUGAAGGAUACCAGGCAGACCAGACCAUCAGCACACCGGGAUGUGUUUCGGUCCGUGAUCGCCUGGUCCCGCCCCCUCCGCCGCCUCAUCACGUUUACGCCCGCAGUAACUCCUCCUCCUCUGUGUUCCUGCAUUGGGCCCGACCCGCUUUCACCGGCGGACAGAUGGUCAGCUACACGGUGCGCUGUAACCCGGUGGGCCUGCAGAACGCCUCGCUGGUGCUGUACCUGCAGACGGCGGCCCAGAGUCUGAUGGUCACUGAUUUGGACCCAAACACCAAUUAUGAGUUUGCAGUUCGUCUUCAUGUGGACCAGCUGUCCAGUCCCUGGAGUCCCGUGGUUUACCAGAACACACUACCUGAAGCUCCCACUCGAGCUCCUGUAGGAGUGAAGGUCACUCUGAUUGAGGGAGAUACGGCGCUGUUGUCCUGGAAAGCUCCUGACGAGCUCAACAUCGCCGUGACUCGUUACACCAUCCUGUACGCAUCACGCCGAGCCUGGGCAGCUGGAGAGUGGCACAUCCUGCAGAGAGAAGGGAGUGUCACGAUGGCCCUGCUGGAGAAUCUUCAGUCCGGUCUGGUGUACCUGGUGAAGGUCUCAGCGUCCAAUCAGAUGGGAGAUGGGCCGUUCUCACCUGCUGUAGAACUGACCGUGGCUACAGAUGGACACACCCCCCGAGGACAUGGCUCCGCCCCCGGCACAGCGUUUUCUGAUGGUUUCUAUCACCUGGAUCAGAGGUCCAUGACGGGGAUUGUGGUGGGCGUGUGCAUCGCUUUAACUUGCAUUAUCAUCUGCAUCUUCAUACUGGCCUGCAGGAGCAAAACCAGGAAAUCUUCCACUACCAAAUCCAUCAGACAAGCAGGAGGACAGACUCCGCCCACUGCUGUCCGUCUGGCCAAUCAGAGUCAAGAUGAGAGUGUGGAGGUGAUGAUGCCCAUGAUGAGGGAUCAUUUCAUAGAUGCAAAGGGCGGAACAAAUCUGAUCAUUAACAGCUGUGGACCAGUGAAGCCCACCACUGAGAAGAAGAAAAGAAAGAGGUGGAGCUUCUUUAAGAGGGAUAAAAAGGAUGUGAAGAGGGUCUCCAGUCCAUCUUACUCCUAUCAUCAUGGCACCACGCUGCUGUGUUACACAGAAAGCUCUCCUCAACACCCGCCGUCCUCUCUGCAGGGCCUGUUUGGGCCAACAGGGGGCGACAGUGAAGGCUCUCAUUCCAGCGAGGGCAGCCACGAGACGUGCGACUCGGGACGCUACUCUCAUGAUGACACUGAGGCUACUAACCUGUCUAUGGGUGCCGGCAGUCACCCGGCUUCCCUGCAGGGCGAGGAUAGCGAAGCGUCGGACAGGAAAACACCCGUUCACGAGGGUACAGAGAAAAAGCUGCAUCCCCACGUGAUCCUAAUGACACUUCAGAAACAGGAAAUGAUGGAGCAACAUCCUGUUUAGCAAAAAACCCUUGUGCUCUCUAGCGCCCCCUUCUGCUUAAACGGACUACUGAGCAAGUCCUGGACGACCCGAGACGUCCACACGGCCCUCUUUCUCGGUGAAUGUAUUUGUUUCUCUCUUUUGUUUGUCUAAAAGAAACUCAAACCUCACCCACCAUGAAUGUGUGUCGUGAAUGUCAUGUUUUCCUGACAUUACCUCAGGGAGAGAAAGCGGAAGAGCCUCUCUUGACUUCAGAAACUAAUCUACCUCAGUUCAGUAUUUAAUUAACUCGACAGUGUUGUUUUCAUGUUCGUUUGUCUGUAUGUUUAAUCCUGAAGUGUGAGAUUGCGAAGACCCUGGUGUGAGGCGCAGCAGCAGCCAAUCAGAACAUAGUUGCUGUUUAAUAUGCAGGACUUUGGACCAAUAGGAAUUCACAGUGGGCGGAGCUACCCGGCUCAUUGCAUCACACAGCUAGGAUGGUGUUUUUUACCUACCUCAGGUUCAUAAACGUUAAACUUUCAGUUAAAAGUUUUACUCUGAUGCUUACAUAUGAUUUAUUUGCGACUCCACUUCAGGUCAUGUUAGAUUUCUCAGGUCUGCCGUAUGAAUGUGUGUCAUAUUUUUGCUCUUAUAGUCCCUGUUUUAUACUACCUCGUUAUACCUUUUGAUUUUAAGCAGCAGUUGUGUUUGAUUUCUUUGUCUCAGGGAUGAUUUGAAAGCCAUGUGUUUUGUAUAGUGACAUGGUUUGAUGGACAGGGUUUUUUCCGGGCGCUUGAAUGUGUGUUUUAGCUCAGUUGUGGAGACGGAUUUCUUUUUCCGUAGUUUAUUUCUUCUUUUGAGUACGAAGUUACCAAAACUGCUGGGCUUUUCUUAGUUCGGCAGAACCGAUAGCUUUAAACAAUGGCCUUAACAUGUGAAUAGCUGCAGAUGAGAGAUUGAAACCAAAAAUAAUAAUCAAAUCUGAAUAAUCAGGACAGCUUUUUGCCUCCAAAGAUAUCUAUUUUUCUCGACAUGCAGUAUAUGUACUACUACUGAGUAUGCAUUUUAGUUACUUUAGUGCUUUGAAAUAGUGGAUGCAAUUUUAGAUUUAGGAUCAUGAGUGUAGCACUUGUCUUGUUUUGUAGUUUUUUCACGCAGCUGUAUGUGCAACGGUGACACACCAUCAUCCGCUGAGCUGUUUGCUGUUUCGUUUCUUAUUUCUGGUUCGCUGGUCUUCUGGAUGAUACGAUGACAAUGAGAUUAUCCAUGAAUCAAACCAAAGAUGUUUCAGCCAGAGGCCGGCGAACGCCCCAAAAA
Molecule: messenger RNA, 4840 nt
Organism: Carassius carassius (crucian carp)
Lineage: Eukaryota; Metazoa; Chordata; Actinopteri; Cypriniformes; Cyprinidae
Product: protogenin A-like
Exons: 19
Coding region: 65-3565 (1166 amino acids)
Biological process (GO): axon guidance; cell-cell adhesion
Cellular component (GO): plasma membrane; axon
Molecular function (GO): protein binding
Source: RefSeq, a predicted model, not a curated record